This is a messenger RNA of Scomber scombrus (Atlantic mackerel), 3265 nucleotides long. RefSeq names its product venom phosphodiesterase 1. Bases 1 to 2598 code for a protein of 865 amino acids. The record is from RefSeq and is a predicted model, not a curated record. The transcript is spliced from 25 exons. Gene Ontology annotation, biological process: nucleoside triphosphate catabolic process. Lineage: Eukaryota; Metazoa; Chordata; Actinopteri; Scombriformes; Scombridae. Gene Ontology annotation, molecular function: metal ion binding; nucleoside triphosphate diphosphatase activity; nucleic acid binding.
AUGCUUUGGCCGAAGGAGUCUCGGAAAAAGAAGAUCCUUAUCGGCGCCUUGGCUGUAUCGCUUGUGACAGUAAUCCUCGGUCUUGGACUCGGUCUUGGACUGGACUUGCAGAAAUGUCGAAAUAAAGUUGUGCCUCAGGUAUCCUGCAGGACUCGCUGUAAUGAACCUUACGAUGGCGACGUCCCUGGCUGCAGAUGUGAUGCCAACUGCCAAUCCAGCAAAAGCUGCUGCUUUGACUACCAUGACAUCUGCACCGUACCUACCGAGCAGUGGGAGUGCACAAAGCUGCGCUGUGGAGAGAAGAGGUUGACGGAGAGCAAGUGCCAAUGCUCCGAUGACUGUCUGUCUGCAGGAGACUGCUGCACAAACUACCAACAUGUCUGCCACGGAGAGAAACAAUGGGUGGAAGACGUGUGUGAGAACCUGGCAGAGCCCAAAUGUCCAGCAGGCUUUAAGCAGCAGCCUCUCCUCCUCGUCUCUUUGGACGGACUGAGAGCUGAGUACCUGCAGACGUGGAGCACACUCAUCCCUGUUCUGGACAAACUCAAAACGUGUGGAACCUCGACUAAGUACAUGCAGGCAGCAUUUCCCAGCAAGACGUUCCCGAAUCACUACACCAUCGUUACGGGUCUAUAUCCAGAGUCCAAUGGUUUGAUUGACAACACCAUGUACGACCCGGUGUUUGAUGCCACCUUCAGUCUGUCCGGUCCAGAGAAAGACAAACCUCGCUGGUACCACGGACAGCCUAUUUGGCACACAGCAAAGUAUCAAGGCCUGAAAUCUGGGACUUUCUUCUGGCCAGGAUCAGAUGUGAAAAUUAACGGCAGCUAUCCCGACAUCUACCAGCCUUACAACGGUAAAGUGCCAUUUGAAGAAAGAGUAUACAAUGUGCUGAAGUGGCUGCAGCUGCCAGAUGAUCAAAGACCAGAUUUCUACACGUUGUAUCUGGAGGAGCCUGAUAAAUCUGGACACAGCUUCGGUCCCGUCAGUGGAGGGCUGAUUGAAGCACUGCAAGGUGUAGAUCAGAUCAUUGGCCAGUUAAUGAAUGGACUCAAACAGAUUGGCCUUCACCGCUGUCUCAACAUCAUCAUCGUGGCGGAUCAUGGUAUGGAGGACACAAGCUGUGACAGGAAGGAGGUGCUGCAGGAUCUGGUGGGUGAUGUCAGCAACUAUUAUGUCAGUGAAGGACCAUUCGGACGCAUCAGAGCGAGGAACAAAGACACAGUCUUGGACUCAGCAGGACUUGUUGCUAACAUGACUUGCAAGAAGCCAGACCAAAAGAUCAAGCCGUACCUGAAGGCCGACUUACCGAAGCGCCUCCACUUCGCCAACAGCCGUCGCAUCGAAGACGUCAGCGUCCUGGUCGACACACAAUGGCUGUUUGAGAGAUAUCCUGGAUCUGUCACGUUUUGUGCCGGUGGGACACACGGCUAUGACAACGAUGCCGAGAGCAUGCACGCCAUGUUCCUUAGUUACGGACCCAAGUUCCAAUACCAAACAGAAAUUGAGCCAUUCUCCAACAUUGAGCUGUACAAUCUCAUGUGCGACGUUCUACAGAUCCCCCCCACUGACAACAACGGGACCCAUGGCAGUAUGAACCACAUCCUGAGGAAGCCCUACUACACACCGCUGUCCCCUGUAGAGCAGAGCGGGCCUGCUGAAUGCCCACUACUCAGCCUCGACCCUACAGACACCCUCGGAUGCUCCUGUCCUGGACUGAAUGAAAGUGUCGCUAACAGCCGCCUGGAUCUGACAGCAGAAGAAAAGACUGCUGCAGAGAAGAAGCACAUGCUGCUCGGUCGUCCAAAGAUGCUGCAGCCUGACCAGAGUUACUGCAUCCUUCAUCAGGAGGGAUUCAUCUCCGCCUACAGCCACAAAGCUCUGAUGCCCCUGUGGAGCUCCUUUACCAUCGACAAGCCGUUGAACUUGGACCCAUUGUCUCCGGUGACUCCAGGCUGCUUGAGGGCUGAUGCCAGACUUCCAGCGUCCCAGAGUCCCAGAUGUGACCAAUAUCAAGCUGCUGGGAACCUGACACACGCCUUCCUGUACCCACCCAAUCUGAAUGUGACAGUGGACCAGCAGUACGAUGCUCUACUGAUGAGUAAUGUGGUGCCAAUGUACCCUGAGUUUAAGAAGAUUUGGGACUACUUCCACGGCACCCUUCUAAAGAAAUACGCCUCCGCUUACAAUGGUAUUAACGUGGUGACAGGCCCCGUCUUCGAUUACAACUAUGAUGGCCAAUACGACACUCCAGACCAGAUCCAGCAGUUCGUGUCUGGUACCAACAUCCCCGUCCCUACGCACUAUUUUGCUGUUCUGACCAGCUGCAGAGACUCAGCCCUGCCCGUCAGCGCGUGUGACAAUGAGCUGCAGACUGUGACGUUCCUGUUGCCUCAUAAAGCCGAGAACUCUGAGAGCUGCAAAAGUACAGAAGCUGAAUCUCUCUGGGUAGAAGAUCGCAUGUGGUUCCACCAAUCACGAGUCAGAGAUGUUGAGUGGAUCACGGGAUUGGACUUUUACCAAGGCAGCAAUCGACCAAUCCCUGAGCUGCUGCGAGUGAAGACCCGCCCCACCGCUGCUAUUCAAAGAAAACAAUGAAAAAACAAUUUUAAGAAUAAAACUUUUAUAUUUUAGGGAUAAAAACAAUAACAAAGAUUCAUAUUGUUAAACUUGUCACUGUGUUAUCACCAAUGGUAUCUAUAAUCACAGAUUGACAUUGUGUAUUUAUUUAUUUCUUAAUUUUAAAUUGCAUUUUUUAUAUGAUUUAAUACUAUUAUAUUCCUGUUGCCAUGAUCUAUUGAUUUUUGUUAUUUAAGGGUUUGUUUCUUGUAAAGCUAAGGUUAGACUGACCAUUUCAAUUAACAUUAUUAAUAGUUUAACUUAAUAGAUAAAUGAAAAGUUUCUCUUAUAGAAUACCUGAGCUGAGUAAAAAGAAAAAAGGAUUUGAUUGUUUUUUUUCUUUUUUGCUGUGAGACAUAAACUGUAAAUUACAUCCUGCAAAGUGAGAAUAAUUAUGACAUCACCAUGGCAGGUUUUAAAAGCCACAGUCUUAUAUUUUUUACACCUAUUUGCCUGUAUAUCAAUAUAAUCAAUAAUUAUAAAAGUGACCCCUUAAUUCAUGAAACAUUGCUGCUUAAUAUUUAAGACAUUUUCCAGUGCUUUGGGGAGCACAAAUGAAACUCCAUUUACCUCCAUUUAAAUUGGUAGCAGCAAACAUUUUAGAGGUGGAGAUCAACACAUCUGGGUCAACAAACUCGGUAAAAAG